Molecule: messenger RNA, 1405 nt
Organism: Kockovaella imperatae
Lineage: Eukaryota; Fungi; Basidiomycota; Tremellomycetes; Tremellales; Cuniculitremaceae
Exons: 7
Coding region: 251-1147 (298 amino acids)
Source: RefSeq, a predicted model, not a curated record
GUAUGAUCACGCACAGAUAUCAUACUCCCCAUGCUCAUUGGGACCUCUACUAUCACUCAUCUUGAGCCCCGAGCAGCUCGUCUGCCAGCUCUUUGAGUGUCAGACACGUAACAAAAAGAGAGACGAAGUCCACAAAGGCCAGUUGUAAUUUUGGAAUGAAUAGUAGUACUCAACGUCAUUUUUGACUUUCUACAUCUUCUCGCAUUCCCCGCUGCACCUCCUUGCCACCGGGCAUUAGACUUGACUCAUCAUGGGCUCGAUGCAGUCCCUAUCUCUGCAGGAUCCCCCCAAUGCCAAUGAGACCUUGAUCAAUUCAGAUGCCUCCACGCAGCCUCCGACCGCCGCAAAUGCCGUCCAAGCUCCAGUACCUACGCCCUCCCUACCAUCCAUUGCACGCUCGCUUUUCCCACCGAAGUUUGUCUCUGCAGUCUCGGAUCUGCUAUACAAUAGAUUGCCACCCGAACUCAUCCCUUUGAUUCUCGAAUACGCGGCAUAUUACUCGGAGUCAAACGUCAGUUUGGCAAGAAACGUAGCCUUAGCUGCUGGAGCACGGAAUCCGAGAGUGAGACCAGGCCUGGGUGGUCAGUGGAGGAACGGGCAAGAGCUGGAUCUUCAAGAAGAGAUUGACGUCGAGGACGCGGGCCUGACCGACGAACCUGGUGCGCUUUGGUACCUCGUCUCGCAGCCUAUCGGCUAUCGACAGGAGGAGGAUCGCCUGAGGGCAGAAGAUCCGCCUUCAGAUCUAGAAUUGGUGUCAGACUCAUCUGGCGGAGACGCAGGCGGUGCUUCCAAGUCUUGGAUCAGAAAAAUUGUGGUUCACACGAUGUCUAAAGAUCAAGGAUGGUCCAGCUCGAGUCAAGAGCACUAUGGCACGUAUGAGCAGUCCUAUACCUGGUUUGAGCUAUCAUUACUGCGGAACGGCAAGGACGUUGAAGGUUCAAGAAUAGACUUUCAACACAACGUACACGCCGGACAGUAUUUUAAGGAACACGUCAACACCUUUGAACCCGAUCACAAGCUUCUUGCCAUGGCCAAGCCCGGUGAUAGAGUUGUGCUCUGGGCAAGAGCACAGUUUCCGGGCUGGGUCAAUCACAUAAGGAGCGCCUCCAUAGCGAUAACGGAGUCACCUUUCCCUCCUCAGCUCUAGACUCAAACCCCAUUCACAUGAUGCCAGACCGUUGGAUCCUUUGCGUGUUCUCAUGCCCUUUGUAUAGUCAAUCAUUUUGUACAUACUUAUCAUCCAAUACCCGUUGCAACCUCGAUCGACCGGAACCUCGUUCCGAGUUGCCGAAAAGCGAUUGCCAAGAUGUUCCAUUCUGUAGCCAGUUGAUUGUCGAGAUGUCUGCGACAGAGCCUCGAAAUGCCAAUAUCCUCCAGCUAUCUAACAGCCUCAGAGACGAUCGCU